Messenger RNA from Amphibalanus amphitrite, 1860 nucleotides. RefSeq names its product Ig-like and fibronectin type-III domain-containing protein 2. The annotation marks the transcript as partial. NCBI's taxonomy places the organism in Eukaryota, Metazoa, Arthropoda, Thecostraca, Balanomorpha, Balanidae. The record is from RefSeq and is a predicted model, not a curated record. Gene Ontology annotation, molecular function: protein binding. The transcript has 12 exons.
AUGAAGCAGGGACAGCGAGUGUCUGAGCUGGGAGCGGCUACCAGCAGCGCCAUAGACUCGAGGGAAUCGUACGACUACACCUCCUGCUGCCAGCGGCACAACGUCUCGGACAGCUGCAUCGGACUCUGCAACUUAUACGGUCUUCACAACGGUAACCAGUCGGAGGAGUCUGACUGUGAGGCCGACUUCCCGCACAUCAUUCAGUGCAUGGCCGACGGCCGGAACCACAUGCCGUGCUGCGAGGAGCAGGGCGUUCCGGCCAUGUGUAGCGGGAUCUGCCGCGGUCAGUACGUCACCCAGCGGGACAGCAUCAAGGAUCACUUCAGCUGCGUGGCCUUCUCCAGCAUCAUGCUCAACUGCGUCGCUCGGGGUCUAGACACUCUACCCUCGGCGCCGCGGAAUAUCCAAGUAUCCGUCAAGUCCCUUACCGAGCUGCAGGUCACGUGGUCUCGGCGUCGCACGAACGCCCCGCCCCCUGACCUCUUUACGGUCAACGUGACCCGCUUGAGGCGAUUUGACGGCAACAUGCUCGGACUGGAUGUCAAUGGGACCGAGCUGGGAGUGACGCAGGCCCAGGACACGCAGCUUUAUAAUGUAACCGCCGAGCGAAUGUUCCUCGUAGCCAACUCUCUACAGCCUCUCACCAUGUACGAAAUAUCGGUGACCGCCCACAACGCCGCCGGCAGUAGUUUGACCUCAGACCGGGUCAGGGCGGUCACGUGGUUAUCAGAGACCUAUAACUCGGAUGUGAGCCUGGCGCCCGGCCUGCCGGAUGUGCGACAGUGCUGCGAGGACUCGGGGGUGACUGAGCCGAGGUGUUUGCGCCAGCUGUGUGACCCGCGCGUGGCCAGCGACACGGUAGUCACUGACGUCAUCAUCUGCGCUCCGUGGGCCGAGAAGACGUUUGCUUGUAUGGCUGAUGGGAGGGACCACAGUGCGUGCUGUCGCGCCCGAGGCCUGCCACAGAUCUGUGUCGAUCUGUGCGCCGGAAAUGUCACCAAAAUCGACUUCAGAUACUUCCGGUGCCUGGGCUUCAUGGGAAGCUACGCCUCCUGUCUGAUGCAAGGCUACGGCGUGGUGCCCUCUGCUCCGGUGGACCCGCGAGUGGCACUCGCAGAGAGCUCAUUUGCGGUUUUGCGCUGGAAUCCGCCCGGCACGCUGGCUGAUACCGUUACCAGCUACACCGUGGUGUACCGUUCAAGUUUCCCUGAAACGGAAAACGACACAGCCUACAAGACCAUACUGGACGUUCAUUCGCCGUUCCUCCUGGGUGACCUGAAGGCUGAUACCGACUACGAGUUUUACGUGGAAGCGGUCAACCAGCGGGGUGCCGGUCCUCAGAGCUCCAGGGUGCUGUUUAGAACGAUGCCGGAGAAGAUGUUGGUGCAGGAGGCCACCGAGAGCUCCUACAACCUCAGUACCUGCUGUAUGAUGGCGGAGAUGAGCCUGGCCUGUCUGCCUCUCUGCCACUAUAACGCGCGGAUGUCGACUAUGAAGGGCCUGGCGCACAUCUGCGCUCCCGAGUAUCAUAAGCUGCUCCGCUGCUCUGCCGGCGGCCGGGACCACACCGCCUGCUGCGAACGCCGCGGAGUGCCCACCAACUGCCUGGGAGCAUGCCGAGGCGAGGGCACACUGGCCUCUGAGUGUACUCCCUAUCUGGGAAACCUGUGGCAGUGCUAUGAAGAAGGCACGGGUCGUCUGCCGGCACCUGUGACCGGACUUCAUGUGACUGGAGUGACGAAUCAUAGUGUGAUGCUGAUUUGGGAGGAACUCGAGGGCAACUUCACCGGAUUCCGGGUAAAGUACGGUAUCAUCAAUGCUGAGAGCAGGAAUAAACUCGGAAUGGAACAGCUCACCACG